AUGGCCAAGUUUCCAAAUGACAAACCAGAAGUCAAAGGUGACAAAAUCAAUGAGAUAGCUUUAGAUAUGAUGAAUUUUUUUGGGGGUGUGGGUUGGAGUAUGUGUGUUUUUUGGGAGGUGUCGGGAUUUGGGGUGUGGUUUGGGAUAUUGUCAGGGGUAAAGAUCAAUAGACAGGGAUAUAGAAGAUUAAUGUAUUUAGAAUGUAGAUUGUCAGGGGUAAAGAUCAAUAGACAGGGAUAUAGAAGAUUAAUGUAUUUAGAAUAUAGAUUGUCAGGGGUAAAGAUCAAUAGACAGGGAUAUAGAAGAUUAAUGUAUUUAGAAUGUAGAUUGUCAGGAGUAAAGAUCAAUAGACAGGGAUAUAGAAGAUUAAUGUAUUUAGAAUGUAGAUUGUCAGGAGUAAAGAUCAAUAGACAGGGAUAUAGAAGAUUAAUGUAUUUAGAAUGUAGAUUGUCAGGGGUAAAGAUCAAUAGACAGGGAUAUAGAAGAUUAAUGUAUUUAGAAUGUAGAUUGUCAGGGGUAAAGAUCAAUAGACAGGGAUAUAGAAGAUUAAUGUAUUUAGAAUGUAGAUUGUCAGGAGUAAAGAUCAAUAGACAGGGAUAUAGAAGAUUAAUGUAUUUAGAAUGUAGAUUGUCAGGAGUAAAAAUAGUCAAGUUGACAUGUUGUAAAUCAAUUGGCAAGGAUACAGGUGAUAAGUGUGUUUAG
Lottia gigantea (owl limpet) is the source of this 702-nucleotide messenger RNA. RefSeq lists its product as hypothetical. The record is from RefSeq and is a predicted model, not a curated record. NCBI's taxonomy places the organism in Eukaryota, Metazoa, Mollusca, Gastropoda, Lottiidae. The transcript is spliced from 3 exons. Bases 1 to 702 code for a protein of 233 amino acids.